Phycodurus eques (leafy seadragon) is the source of this 2125-nucleotide messenger RNA. RefSeq names its product ras-related protein ORAB-1-like. Gene Ontology annotation, molecular function: GTPase activity; GTP binding. The record is from RefSeq and is a predicted model, not a curated record. The transcript is spliced from 6 exons. Bases 359 to 970 code for a protein of 203 amino acids. NCBI's taxonomy places the organism in Eukaryota, Metazoa, Chordata, Actinopteri, Syngnathiformes, Syngnathidae.
UUUUCUGAUGCAGUAGCGACUUCCGGGUAGUAGAGCGAGAGACAGAGAGAGAACGGACGCGCCGUCUUCAACGCAUAAACGUCUUUUUGUUUAGGUUUGCGCAUAACGCCCCCAUUAUCGGUCUUCCAGAAACAACAGGCUACGCAGCGUUUUGUUAUUUUAUACGGUUUACUAGCUGGCUUGGCGACUGUGAAGUGCUUCCUGGUUGGGAGUUGCGGCCAUUUUGAAUUUUGUACUGAGACACAACUAGCCGGCCGUGCUUCUGGGAGCUGUCUCAGUCUGCCACCCUCUCCCGUUUUCCAUACGUCCUAUUAAAAGCUUCCCGCGAGACGGCGACGCGCUCUACAACAAGUCCACAAUGAAUCCCGAAUAUGACUAUUUAUUCAAACUGCUGCUGAUUGGUGACUCUGGUGUUGGAAAAUCUUGUCUCCUGCUCCGAUUUGCAGACGAUACGUACACAGAAAGCUACAUCAGCACAAUUGGUGUGGACUUCAAAAUACGGACCAUAGAACUAGAUGGAAAGACCAUUAAACUUCAGAUUUGGGAUACAGCAGGUCAAGAGAGGUUUCGUACAAUCACGUCCAGUUACUACCGAGGCGCUCAUGGUAUCAUUGUAGUAUAUGAUGUCACAGAUCAGGAAUCCUUCAACAAUGUUAAACAAUGGCUACAGGAGAUUGACCGCUAUGCCAGUGAAAAUGUCAACAAGUUGUUGGUUGGCAACAAGUGUGACCUGACGACAAAGAAGGUGGUGGAUUACACAACAGCAAAGGAGUUCGCCGACUCUCUGGGCAUCCCGUUCUUGGAAACCAGUGCCAAGAAUGCCACCAAUGUGGAGCAGGCCUUUAUGACCAUGGCAGCAGAAAUUAAAAAGAGAAUGGGCCCCGGGGCUGCAGCUGGCGGUGGCGAGAAGCCCAAUGUGAAGCUGACCCCCGGCACUACCGUCAAGCCUUCAUCGGGAGGCUGCUGCUGAGAGCAGACGAAGUCCCAUACUGCUCUCCUGCCCUCUAUUCUACAGGCCUGUAUGCCUGGCUGCCAUCUUCCUCAAAACUCUACCACAAUCUGACAGGGUAGGGACGACAUGAGUCACAUGUGUAUGUGAGAACAAGAUGAAGUUGCCUGUAUUUGUACAAUAAUGUAGCACACUACCAAAAACAAAUAAAGCAUUCAUCUUGUCACCCUGUCCUGGUUUUGAUGACAAAUUGUACAAAAAGGUGAUCCUUUCACCUGACCUGGCUCGACAUCCCUAUCACCUUUGUCUCAGUCCUCUGUGACUAGUUCUUCUAUUCGAUCUGCUCAUGAGACUCAUGGGAAGUGUGCGCACACGUGUAUGAAUGCAUUCCAUUUUUGAUUUGGUAACAAGUUUCGCCAAGGCUUUUGAAUUGUUUUGUGUGCGUUGGCUUUCUUUUGGUCAUUUUGUUACUUGCAUGUUCUGUUCGGUCUACAUAUGACGUUUUUUUGUUUUUGUUUCAUUUGAUAAGAGGAAAAAAAAAAUAAAAUAAAUAGCAAUGACCCAAUUCAGCAUCUCAACUAUAGUACUAUAUAUACGUAAAUGUGUGUGUGUGUGUGUGUGUGUGUAUAUAUAUAUGUGUAUAUAUAUAUAUACACACACACACUUCUCUCUCUCGCUUCAGCAGGUGCGUGUGUAAAUCUUCCUCACUUUGGGACCUCUCACAGAGUGGGAGAUGAGAGUAUUGCACAGCAUCUUAGCUGUUCCCCAUAGUAGUUGAAAUAUUAGUAAUAGACAAGACCUCAGAUGUUUGACUGAGACGUGACUCGUCGAACUCACCACUCUUGGAGAGGACCUGAGCCUGAAGGCUUUACCGCAUCCCCACAGGGGUCGAGAGGAAAUGUUUAUGGUUUUUUUUCUAUACACACUACAGUAUGUCAGUUCUGUAGUCCUCAGUGCAUUCUUAGGAUUGUCUUGACUCAACAUGUAACACUUAAAGCUGAAAAUAAAUAUUGUAUCGACAGACUACAAAAUGAGAAGAUCAUGUGAUUCUUGCUGAGAUGCGUUUUAACAGAAUACAAUUAUUCAACAUUUCAUUAACCUAGUAGCAUAAUUUUCUGUCGUUUUUAACUCACUGUCACAAUGUCAAUAAAAAAAUACCAAUCUGUUUGUUAAAAA